AUGAAGGCAUCGCGAGCAAUCCGUCCAACAUUGGAAGCCGAGGACCAGAGAGCAUUAGACGUAGGCGUGGUGGAAGCUGCUGCCUUGAAGACAGACGAAUUCGAGAAGUGGCGUCUGAAGCCGAUGCUGUACGAGCAUGAUGAAGAAAAAGAAGCCGGCGCCGAUGAGCCAAAAGAGGACGAUGAUGUUGGUGUUACAAGAAGUGAUGGCAGUAGUGGUACAGAUACACAGCAGCCGCGGACCAGACCGCGCGCCGCAGGACCAAACGUCCGUCCGGCCAGCUGCCCGAUCGGGUUCAUCCUGUUUGAUCGGUCCGCCCAGGACGGACUGGACGCAGAAACGAAAGGACUAUAG
Molecule: messenger RNA, 354 nt
Organism: Colletotrichum abscissum
Lineage: Eukaryota; Fungi; Ascomycota; Sordariomycetes; Glomerellales; Glomerellaceae
Exons: 1
Coding region: 1-354 (117 amino acids)
Source: RefSeq, a predicted model, not a curated record